AUGAGGGAUGCGUCCAACCCUGCGAAUGCGAACCCGCCAAUCCGAGUCGAUAUCCCAUCGGAUGCGAGCCAUUGGCCGGCAGCGGCCAGGUAUGCAGUGUUGCCCCGGGCCGUGGACAAUAUUGAAGCUUCUGACUUGGGUGUAACGACUCGACGUGACGACGACAACGACAACCGACUCAAUAAAAACGCCUCAGUUCCUAGAAAAGGUCGGGUUUAG
Colletotrichum paranaense is the source of this 219-nucleotide messenger RNA. RefSeq lists its product as uncharacterized. The record is from RefSeq and is a predicted model, not a curated record. The transcript is spliced from 2 exons. Lineage: Eukaryota; Fungi; Ascomycota; Sordariomycetes; Glomerellales; Glomerellaceae. Bases 1 to 219 code for a protein of 72 amino acids.